ACAUAAUGUGGACACCAAUAGCUACUACCACUACUACUACUACUGUUACACUAUGGCUACUAACAGUGACAACAGUUUGUUUGGUUUGCAAAUUGCCGGUAAUUUAUUGUACGGGUGUUAAUACUGGUGUCAACAAUGCCAUCAUUGAUGGUGGCGGUGGUGGCGGUGGUGGUGGUAACAGUGCUGGAGAUGAUGAUGAUAUAAUACAAUUGCCAGCAACAUAUGAUCAACCAUUUGCCACAAUACUGUUGUCUACUGUACUCACUGGAAAGGCAUCACUUCCAUGCGAUAUAACCCCAUCCACUGGUGACGAUCAGGUAGUACUAGUGCUCUGGUAUAAGGAUGAUGAGUUGGCACCAAUAUUCACAUUGGACUCUAGGAGAGGUAAUUUGAAUCAAGGACGUAUACUAUCAGCUGGCAUUUUAGAUGGGCGGGCCUAUUUUAAUACCCACUCGCGUCCGGCUUACCUACAGAUAGAGCCGGUAGAGGACAAGGAUGCCGGCGACUACCGGUGCCGUGUAGACUUCAAACGUGGCCGUACAGUCAACACUGUAAUCAAUCUUAAAGUUAUAGUUCCACCAAAAGAGCCGCAAAUAUUUGACGCCAACGAUAACCAACUGAACGGUAUUGUCGGACCAUUCAAUGAGGGCAACGAACUGACACUAAAGUGCUCCACACGUGGAGGCACUCCACGUCCAUCCCUGAGCUGGUGGAGAGAUUAUGCCAUUAUUGAUGACACGUUUGAAUUUGACGACAGAGAAGUGACAACAAAUCAAUUAACAAUAUCUCCACUCUCUCGACACCACUUACUAUCGGUGCUCAUGUGUCAGGCCGUCAAUAAUAACAUAACCGCUCCCUCGUCGACAUCCAUUACACUCGACAUGAAUUUAAAACCAACUGAAGUCCGUAUAACACAAUUGACACCCAUAUUGUUGACCCAACACGAGGCCCUGUUUGAGUGCAACUCCUAUGGGUCGCGACCCAUGCCUACAAUACAUUGGUUUUUUGAUGGCAAACGACACGAUACCAGAUCUCAUGGUGAAACCCAGACAUCCAGCACAUUGACUAUAACUGUGGACAGACAGCACAGGGGAUCGAUACUUGAAUGUGUGGCCCAAAACCCAAAGAUACCCAACUCUGGGAUUUCCGAUCAAAUCAAGCUCAACGUGCACUAUUCUCCACAAUUGCAUCUAACAUUGGGAACGCCGACAAUGAGUUUGGAUAACAUUCAGGAAGGGAUUGACAUCUAUUUUGACUGUCAUAUUGACGCCAAUCCCCGGCCAACGACACCAAUCCUAUGGCUGUUUAAUGGAAAUUCAUUGCAACCGCAACAAGGUAUCAUUGAAAGCAAUCAAUCGUUGGUUUUACAGCACGUGAAUCGUUGGCAAAGCGGUACCUAUCAGUGCCAAUCAACUAACCAAAUGGGAACAGCAAUCAGCAAUACUAUACAUUUAAGGAUUAGAUACGCACCCGUAUGUAGACAACAAUUCACACUGGUUUAUGGUGUGUCACUACAUGAGCUCAUAGCCAUUGAAUGUGAAGUCGAUGCCAAUCCAUCACAAGUGUCUUUCCAAUGGAAGUUUGAGUCCUAUACUAAUUUGGCUACAUUUAGCCAAAUCAAUGACUCCAGUUCAAUAUUGACUUAUACGCCUCACUCGACCCAAGAGUUUGGCCAAAUUGAGUGUACGGCCAAAAACCAGAUCGGCAUUCAACGGCAGUCAUGCAAAUAUCUGGUCACCCAAACCAUGGAACCAUACUUUCCCUAUGUGUGUACGGUUGUCAACCAGUCGGAUACGACACUGAUAGUUAAUUGUGCACAAAUCCAACAGCGCCUGGGGAUCGGCAGUCAGACAACUAACAGUGAUAAUCAACUGCCACUGACAACACCAACAUCACCGCCAGCUUAUCUAUACCACAAUACAUCCCAAGCACGUGUAGGUAGUAGUGGUAGUGUAGCCAAUAGUAUAAGUCAUGGUAAGCACCUGUCAACGGGUGGUGGUGUUGGCGGUGGUCGACAUGUAAUUAAUGGUAUUAAGGGACAGACAUCAUCACAACAACAACAAUCAAUACCCAGUGCUCAACAACAACAACAACCAUAUUUGAUAGUACAUCCCCAGACAUACUACGUGUGCGAAGUAUACGACACCCGAAACGGUAUGCAAUUGUUGCGCAACGUAUCGGUCGAUGCCAUAGGCCUUCAGCUGAUGAGACACAACACAUCGUUUGAUAUAUUCAUUGAUGAAUUGCCACCGAAAACUCAGCUGAAAUUACGUAUAUAUGCGGUCAAUGUACGCGGCUAUCGUAGUAAUGUGGAACUGGAUCUCCGGGCACAGACACUGAUGCCAGCCCAACGACUCAUCGACUUUGACGGCACUAAUAAUGGCCACAAUAACGGCAUUAAUAACAUUGCCAGCAAUUAUACCCUAUUUGAUGGUCAAUCGUUGUUUCAGUUAGACGGCAAACAUUUGAUUAUCGGUGUACUGAUUACGGCAGCCGCAGUAGCCGUAAUAGUGGUCAUUAUGGCCAUUGUUGCCGUAUUUAAGGUACGGUAUUCGUCGUCCAGUAUGCAGCUGACCAACGAACCGAUGAUCGGCAACGACGACCUGAACUGCGGCGAUCCGGGCGGCGAUACAGUCCAGGCCGAGACAAUGUUGGGCGGCGACGGUUGCGGCGGUGACUGUCUGGACGAUUGCCGAAGCGAUCAGCAACUGCUGAAGUGUGGCCAGACGUCCAGCGAGUGUUCGGUAGAUCCGUACAAAAAGGAUUACGACCUAAGCUAUAAUCGCAUGAUUAAUAAUCAUCAUAAAAGUACGGGCAGUCUGGGUCCGCCCGAUAUAAUACCGGUGCCCUACUAUAGUGGUGGUGGUGGCGGUGGCGGUGUCGGUAUGAAUGUAUGCUGUGAUAGUAGUAAUCAACUACAAUGUAAUAAUGAUUGUCCACUAAUAAGUGAUAAAACUCAAGUAUGCACUGGUGUUAACUGUUUUAUUAGCACCGGUGGUAGUGGUGGCGGCGGUGGUGGCGGUGGAGGCGAUAUCUGUGAUGAAUCAAACAGCUAUUUUGGUGACUACAAAAUGCAGGACCUGUACAGUAAAGGCGGUCGAGUUUAUGUCUAUAACAAAGAGGACACCAAUAAUAGCCAUUUAAUAGGUAUUACUACUAAUAAUAAUAGCAGCAAAACAUUGGCCAACAAUCACCAUAUGAUGACAACAACUACUACUACUACUACUAGUAAUACUACUACUGAUUAUCAAAAUGUUUUGCACGUUAACCUACUAUCACAAACAAAUCAUAAUAAUAAUAAUAAUAAUAGUGAAACACAUAUUAGACAACAACAACAUAGGCUAACAGUGCUUGUAAUGGUUGGUAGUGUUGGUGGUGAUGAUGGUGUUGGUAGUGAUGAUGAUGUGUUUAAAACUUAG
Oppia nitens is the source of this 3419-nucleotide messenger RNA. RefSeq lists its product as uncharacterized. The transcript has 17 exons. Lineage: Eukaryota; Metazoa; Arthropoda; Arachnida; Sarcoptiformes; Oppiidae. The record is from RefSeq and is a predicted model, not a curated record. Bases 6 to 3419 code for a protein of 1137 amino acids.